CCGUGCGGCGGCGCCGCCGGGGGAUGCUCGUGCUGGGCCCGGCCUCUCCCUCUUCAACUUAGGGCGGCGGCGGGCCCGCGCCCCUGGCUCCCGGGCCAUGGCGCUGAGGGAGCUCAAAGUGUGUCUGCUGGGGGAUACAGGUGUAGGUAAAUCGAGCAUCGUAUGGCGGUUCGUGGAAGACAGUUUUGAUCCGAACAUCAACCCAACAAUAGGGGCAUCUUUUAUGACCAAGACUGUCCAGUACCAAAAUGAGCUACACAAAUUCCUAAUCUGGGACACAGCUGGACAAGAACGAUUCCGUGCCUUAGCACCCAUGUACUACCGAGGGUCGGCUGCAGCUAUAAUUGUUUAUGAUAUCACAAAAGAAGAGACAUUUUCAACAUUAAAGAACUGGGUGAGGGAGCUCCGGCAGCAUGGCCCGCCCAAUAUUGUGGUUGCCAUAGCAGGAAAUAAGUGUGAUCUUAUCGACGUCAGAGAAGUCAUGGAGAGAGACGCGAAGGACUACGCCGACUCCAUCCAUGCGAUUUUUGUGGAGACCAGCGCGAAAAACGCAAUAAACAUAAAUGAACUCUUUAUAGAAAUUAGUCGAAGAAUUCCGUCCGCCGACGCCAGCCCACCAUCUGGCGGGAAGGGCUUCAAGCUCCGGAGACAGCCUUCCGAGCCGCAGCGAAGCUGCUGCUGACCGAGCCUCGGCCUCCGGACUGGGUGAUGAUGAACACUCCAUUUCAUCUUGCACCCCGUGUCUUCGUGUGCCCGCCCACUUUUCAGCCCGUCCACAGGAGACUCUGAAGCACGUUCGUGUCGUGCGAGGGCACAGAGCGCUUGGCUCUCAGUCUUUAGAGAUGUCUCUGCCUCACCUUCCACGCGCCCCUCCCUUCCACCCCCCAUCUGGAAAUCACAAUAAAGACAUACGCCACUCUGACAAGCCUGACUAGCCCUUCCUGGCCUGGGGGUGAAAGAUUAAGCUCCGCGUUCCGUCAUUUCACCUGGUCUGGGCGGUCAGUUUCUUGUAGCAUUUACAGCGACCCCAGACAAGUGUUUUAAGGGAGCUUUCCUUGUUAACAGUUCAGCUUAUCUUUGUUUCCUUUAUUCCCCUGCCUCUGUUAGUGGUUAACACUCUUUCCCUCGGGGAGCCUAAUGAGGUUUUUAAUAUAAUCUAAAAAUAAAGCACUGAAGUGAAGUUGGUGACAAUUUGCUCCUGGUCUAAUUUGGCACCCUUCCAACCUGAGUAUUGUAAGGGAAGGAAAUUUACAAGAUUAAAUAGGAAAUGAAACAGCUUGAAUUUCAAACUGAAUUGUGUUUUCAGAGCUAUCCUUAAACCGAACAGUUGAAACUUUUAAAAAUAAUUGUUAUUUCCCUGUGCUCCCCCCCACUUGAUAGGGGUAGAUUUUAAUGGGAAAAUUAUAACGCAGAUUAAGUAAAAAACGAUUCCCUUUUCCCUGGUGGAUAUCUUAAGCAUUUGAAAUUAUUUAUUCUCUUCCUGAAAUCAUAUGGAAGGAAUGUGGCUAGGGAAAAUUCUAGCGUUGUGUUUAAAAUACGUGUGGACUCUGCCCUCCCAGCCUCUUGCCUCCUUCCCACCAUGCAGUUAGCUCUGAGAGAAAAACACACGGUUCUAAGCGUGGGCUCCUAACACCUGAAGUGGGCGGGCAGGGGACGGUGAACUUUAUUUCCUAUAUAUCCAGAUGGGGCAGGACAUCUGGCCCAUGCCCUGGUAUGUCCCUGACAUCCCCACUGCUGGGCCUCUCUCUCCGCGAAGGCCAACAAAAUAGAAACAAAGGUUGCUUGACUCCCAACUUUGAGGCGGUGCACGCGUGGCCCUUUUUUGGCUUGUUCCACCAAAAGAUGCUGCAAGUCUGUGACCUGCACAUUUUUUUCCUCCAGACCUGUCGGUGAUUUCACGGUGCCUGGGUGCACAGGGGAAGGCGGUCCCGUGCCUCUUACCGGCGAGGCGCUGGGCGACGCCCCUCCCUGUUGUGCCCUUGGCUGCGUGCGGCCCAAAGAGGGCCAGCUUCUCGGCCCCCCACAGCUGCUUUCUCUUCAGGACUUCUCACGCGCCUCCCCAUUGUCGAGGGCAUUUCUGUCGGGUUGCAGCCACGCGUUUUAUCCAGAGAAUGGAUGAUGUGGGGUGCCCAAGUGGCUCAGUCGGUUAGGCUCCUGACUCUCGAUUUCGGCUCACGUCACGAUCUCACAGUUCGUGGGUUCGAGCCCCGCGUCGGGCUCCAUGCUGACAGCGCCUCCUUCCUUCCUCCUCGUUUCCGUCAGACCGUCUCGGGAAGGGACGAGACCCUGCUCCUCCCGUGGUUGUCACCUUCCUGCUCAGCGGCAGAUUCUUAUCUGAGAUCCGUGUGGUCCAUACCCCCAUGAAAACAGGCGGGAAAUGUUUCCAUUUGUUUUGUUUGCUUGUGUGAUACAAAAGAGGAAUGUUAGAGGCAGAAGCGGUGUUUUGUUUUGAACACACUUUCGAUUAACGACCUGACCAAGCAAUGAUCUGAUACACAUUUGGUACAUUCUCUGUUGUCCCGUCUUAGGAGGAAAAAAACUAGAUUUCAAAGGAAUUGAGACACAGCCCAUCUCUAAAAAUCUUCUUUUUGGUUCCCUUCUGACAAAGGGCCAUUUGAAAAAACUUUGGGGACUGGAAGGAGAAAAAGCACUAAUUAGCUGCAAGGGUAUAUCGAUUCCUCUCAGAGAAAUUGAAAUGAGCUCUUUUGCAGGUGUCCAGUCCCAGGAACCAUCGGUCUCCAGAACUCUCCUUUCACACAAGUGUUUUUCUGAUUCUAUGAUAACUAAUUAGCCAUCAUUUGGUGAUUAAAAGAACAUAAAGUAAGAGUAUGAUUAAGUGUCCUUCAUUUUAAACUCUCUGUAAGAAGUGAUUAGGGAGAAGUACCUAUUGGAAGCCCUUCUGGUUCCAAAUGAAACCUCCAUCACCUGCUUUUCAGCCGCAGGCAGCCCGAGUGCCACGCGCAGCAACUGAAAGAUUUAGUUCUUUGAAAAUAACACACCUCCUUGCUGCCCAUCUGUGAUUUUGUUUGAAGCGGACGUCUCCCGUAUCUGGAGGAUCGAGCCGUUUGUAUUAGAGGCUUGACCUCCCCCCGGCCCCCCCUUUGCGUGGGCUGGUGCCCUUCUCGAGGUGAUCGAUUCUCAUUAUUUUUAAAUAUAUUAAAAAGGGAAAGAAGACCACAUUUAAUCGGAGCACUUCUAAGUCUUGUAUUCUCUUUUUUUCUGUUCUCAAGAAGGAAAACAGGUCUAGGAGACCUUCUAAAUUAAACUCUGGGGGAUAAAGUAACGCAAAUGUCCUUUAGGUAGCUUGCGUGGCUUUCCUGGAGAUGUCAGACCGAAAUAUCUGUACUUUCACGGCACUGUGUUCAAACGGCCAGGUCGGAUUCAGGUUACACGGCACUAAUUGGCAAGUUAGCCUCAGAGCUUGGAAAGCCAUUUGUUCAUGGUCGUAGGCACCUGUUACCUUCUGCAGGCGAGAUGCUAAAGAUCUAUAAACUCUUGUAAGCGUUUUUUUUCCCCUCAUUUGUUUCUGGUUGGGUUUGUUUUUGUUUUUGUUUUUUCUUCUUUCCUUUUUUUUCUUUUUUUUUUUUCCAGAGCACACUGAGAACAUGCUUCAUGGCCCCUUGGUCAUAUAAGAUAUAGGAGCCCGGUAUGUUAUACAUGACAAAUGGGCCCUCACACAUUCACGUCUUUGCAAGAACUGGUGUGAGUACUGAGAGAAGCCUUUCCUUCUGGGGAAAAGUUACUGAAAGCCCUCGGAUAUCUACUAGGCACCUGCUUUAGAAGGUUUUGUGGAGGGGCGGGAAACAGCCCACAAACUCAGGCUGGCUCUCUCCUCUUUUUUUUUUUUUUUAAUGUUUAUUUAUUUUUGAGAGAGAGAGAGCGUGAGCAGAAGAGAGGGAGACACAGAAUCCAAAGCAGGUUCCAGGCUCCGAGCUGUCGUCAAAGAGCCCGACGCGGGGCUCGAACCCACGAACCGUGAGAUAAUGACCUGAGCCCAAGUCGGACGCUCAACCGAUUGAGCCACCCAGGCGCCCCUGGCUCUCGGCUCUAAACUCUGUAGUCUGUAAAUGUUCCUCCCACCUCUAUAAUGAUGCAAGUUAAAGGCAGCAGUAAGCUAGAUGGUGUGAGCUUGUGGAAAAUCUCCCUCGUUUAAAUUUGUUUCAAAGGGACUAGGAGCAUGACUUCAGUUUGCUCUUUGACUUCAGGAGUUCCUCUACCUCUUAACGGUUCCAGUAUGUUUUAAAGGAAGCAAUGGAAGGGACCUUUAAGGAUCAAGCUAUUACUGUGUACCUGCCUUCAGUUAGCUUGGUGCAUCAAAAGUUCAAUAGCGAUGCAAGGUAAUGUUUAGGAGACUUAUUUUAACCCAUGUGGUGCUAUUAUAAAAAACGGUCCAAGCAACAGAUUUAUCCGAGAGCUAUGCAUUAUACUGCGUAGUUUUAGAAAAAGGGCGUGGGGUGGAAAUUCAGCUGAGGAGUGGAAGAAAUGACCUCUGCCAGUUCUCCUGGACAGCAGAGUUACUUGUCUUGACUUCCAGGAAUAGAAAUCCAGGCAAUUUGAUGAUCUGAUUUGCAAAAAAACAUUAACGGCAUUCUGGGGGCAUUCGUCCUGUUUUGUGUGCAAAUGAAAGUCUCUGAAAUAUUAGAAGGGUGUUACAUUUUUCAGGAGCCUCUACUUUUUCAAUCUAAGAGAAUGAUAAGAGAGACCUCGUGCAAUGAAGUUUCAUUAGACGUAAUGAAGAAAGUAAAUAAAUAAAACAGAAUCCCCAUAUUUCUCAGUCUGUCCUUCAGAAUUCUCUGAGUGUAUAGGAAAAUGAUUUACUUUCCAAAUCUAGAAGGACUUCCAGUCGGCAUAGAUCAACUUUAAUUUGAUGGUCUGCGCCAUCAGAAAUAACUAAUAUCUGUGUUCUUUCCUUUUAGAGUGUAAUCAAUUACAGAUGCUAGAAUAUUUUUGGCUUCAAAACAAAAGGGCUCCGAAGUUUAAUAAAAAGCAAAAUUUUAACCCUUCCAUCUUCUCCUUUUAUUGCAUUGAAUAUUUUAGAUGGUGAGAUGAGGAUGUGUCAUCAGUGGACACUGGAAUUAAAACCACGGAGUCUGAACAGAUUUAACAACAGCAAAAGCGUUUAUUGCUGGUUCAUUUUCAAAUGUGUAUGGUGCCCCGUACCUCAUCAACAUGCUUCGUAAAUGAAACAGACAAAAUUCGGGGUGGCUUUCCAUGCACGGGAAUCCAAGGGCCCAGAAUUCAGCUAAUGAACAGGAAAGGUAGUAAUGAUUUUUUUUGAAAAAGCCCUCUUUCACUGGCAGUCUUGAACUGCAGAUCUUCGUGUUCCCCUUAAUCACGCAGCGGAAACAAAACACGCUGGUCUUCGUGCCACUUCUUGAUUCAGGAACUUGUCCUUGUUUCUGGAAGCGAAUCGUUUAAGGCAGCAGUUGGAAGGAGCUCUGUCCAGACAGCAUACUGUGCACAAGGCCGAUCAUCUUCACGCGGAACCGAAAUUGUCCAGGAAACUCGCGCAUCCCGUGUCGGGUUGUAGAACAGCGGUGCCCGCCUCCUUCGCCAGGGCGAGUCCGAGCCCACUGGCUCCCCAGGCUGGCCGCAUGGCAGGCGGCACACCCACCCCCACUCUGGAACACUGUUGGGCGGGCAUUUCGCUCUGGGGCCUCGUUCUAGUACCAUUUGGGCUUGAUCACGUUUCUCAUCGAAUUUGUGCUUGAACGGUCCGUUCUAGCCCCUGAAACAUUUUGGAAACAAGGCUGAAGUCUGUGUGCCUCUGCUGACUUCGCAUAUGAGGUUAUUACGCAGUUGAUGGAACUUUGUGUUCGUGCGGGCCACGCACGUGAUGUCAGGGUGCCUGGUCGAUUGGGCGCGGGCGGUGGAGUUAUCGGCAGGUGGCCAGUCAGAGCAACUGACGGGUGGCUCCAUGUUUAAACCAUUUGUUGUCUUGUGUAGACAGAGCUGUAUUGCCCCGGAAAAGAUUUUUCUUUUUUUACUCUCCUCCAGCUCAGUCCUUCCAUCAUUUCGCUUGAUGAGUCAUUCACAUAAUUGUCAAUCAUGCCUCUGACCUUCUUAAGAAUUGAUGUCUUGCCUUCUCUGUGAUCGAAACAGACUUCUUGCCUUACUUCUCUUCUUCUCACUUGGCAGUGGGCUCUCCCUUAAGGACGCACGGCACCGGCCGCCUCCUUAGUGCAUGUGGCGCCCUUCGCGGGGCUGCCUGGCAGUGGGCUGCACCCGCCACGUCCAGCGAGCGCUGGCAGAAAUCGCGAAGGCUGGAUAAUUCUAGGCGAGGGGCUCCCGUGCUUCCAGAGAGGGGAUGGGCAGCACCGGUAGACGAUGGCAACACGGGUGAGUGGCAGGAUGGGUUUUAGAGUCGGUGAUGAGAUAGUUGGUCAGAACGCUGCGUAAUUUGUGACAGGGCGUUUGGGAAAGUGUGUAGAAACACACGUCUAGAGUCUUGAAGAGAAACAGCUGUGGAGAGGAGCCUCGACUUUUAAAAACGAACAAAAAAAUAAACAAAUAGAAGCUAUGCUGUCGUACCAGCAACUCUCAUUUCUCCUAAGAAUGUCAUGCCUUUUCAAGACCCGAUGCAAGGAGUAAGAUAUUUGUGCCUUUCUAUACUAGCAUCUAUUAUGAAAACGCACACGCACACACACACACACACGCACACACACAAUUAAGUUGCUUACAACUUAGACUGCUUUGUAGCACUAUAAACAGCCUGCAUUUAUAGCCGUGGCUUCACCGCAUGACACAUCGCUUGAUUGCCCGUGAUGGAAUACUGUCGGGGGGAUGGCCAAGCUUGUACGGACGUCGAAGACUUUAUUUUUGCAGUGUAUACCUUGGGCUGGACCUGAGUCUACAUGUGAACCGUAUGAUGUCUGUAUCGUUUGUAGACGCUGACAAAAGAAAAACAGAUCUUUUGAUUUUUUUUCUUGUUGUUGUAAGAUUUUUCUUUCUCUACGUAAUGCUGGUAGAAGGUAGUUUGCGAGCCGUGGUAGGUUUGGCAUACUUUUAUUGAACUGUAUUCCUUUAGCUUGCGUAUCCUGUAAUCAACUUUUAUAGCGCGUAACAUGCUAAAUCACUCCAAAGUUUGUUGCAUUGUAAGAAGGGUGUAAACAUUUUGUUAAUAAAAUGCUGUGUUUACAAAUA
Messenger RNA from Felis catus (domestic cat), 7143 nucleotides. RefSeq names its product RAB22A, member RAS oncogene family (gene RAB22A). The coding region runs from base 98 to 682 and encodes 194 amino acids. Lineage: Eukaryota; Metazoa; Chordata; Mammalia; Carnivora; Felidae. Gene Ontology annotation, molecular function: GTPase activity; GTP binding. The record is from RefSeq and is a predicted model, not a curated record. The transcript is spliced from 8 exons.